GUGUGUGUGUGUGUGUGUGUUUUGACUCACAGCAACUCCUGAACUGCAGGCAGACUUCAGCCUGCUUUACAUACACAGGAGGACUUCCAGGCAUCAACAAGCUGCUCCCAGACUGAAACACCCGAGGAAGAGACAUGUCUUCUCCCUCCUCCUCCUCCAUCUCCACUCUGAAGCCCAAGAGGAAGACCAAGAAGAAGCACUUCGUUCAGCAGAAGGUGGAGGUUUUCCGAGCCAGUGACCGGGUGCUGAGCAUCUUCAUGUGGGGGGUCAAUCACUCGAUGAACGACCUGAGCCAGGUGCCCAUACCUGUCAUGCUGCUUCCAGAUGACUUCAAAGCCAGCACCAAGAUCAAAGUCAACAACCAUUUCUUCAACAAGGAGAACCUACCUGCUCAGUUCAAAUUCAAAGAGUACUGUCCACUGGUAUUCAGAAACCUGCGAGAGCGCUUUGGCAUCGAGGAUCAGGAUUACCAAGUGUCUCUGGCUCGCAGUCCCCCUCACAAAGAUGAAGAGGGGAAAUGYGUGGGGCUGCUGCUGACGUCAUACGACCGCACUUUGGUGGUGAAAGAAAUUUCCAGUGAGGAGGUGGAGGAAAUGCACAACAUCCUCUCUGAGUAUCACCAGCAUAUUGUCACCUGCCACAGCAGCACCCUGCUCCCUCAGUUCCUCUCCAUGUACAGAGUGACCGUGGAGAGCGAGGACACCUACCUGUUAGUGAUGAGGAACGUGUUCAGCCACAGGCUGCCUGUGCACAGGAAGUACGACUUGAAGUUCCUGGUGCGAAUGAGGAUCAUGGACUACAGCCUGCUGCUGGGUAUCCAUGAUGUUCAGAGAGCUGAGAGAGAGGAGGAGGAGGCUGAGGAGUCAUCCAUCGAGGAGGAAGAGGAGGGUGAACAUGACCUGGCGGCUGCUCCUUCCUCUACCUCACCUGAGGGCAUCGCAGGCUACAUGAAGUCCUUCAAAGCCAUGGGUCCUGGAGAAUUUGAUCCUUACGUGGACGUGUACGCGACUCAGAGUGCUGCAGCUGCCCCCAGGAGAGAGGUGUACUUCAUGGGUCUGAUUGACGUGCUGACGCAGUACGACACCAAGAAGAAAGCUGCUCACGCUGCCAAGGCUGUCAAAAACGGGACUGGAGCAGAAAUCACAACCGUUCACCCUGAGCAGUACGCUAAACGCUUCAAAGAGUUCAUCACAAAGAUCUUCGCCUGAUUUAAGGAUUUAUCUGCUUUUAAUGCAUCAGUAGUUUAACUACAACACUGCUACUGAGUCAAUUCAACCACAAGGAGCAUGAAAGAUUAGCUGCUUAGUUUGGAUCUUUUGUGGUGAGCUUCUGUGGAAACAUUCUGAACAAAUAAUAUCUUACCUGCAGUAGAUAGCUGCGUGUACAGUUGCAGUUUGGAGAAAUAGAGAUUAAGACCUUGUCUACACUACUCUGGAUGUGUUAAUAAAUGUAUUUUUUCACACAUUUAUAUAUUCUCUGUUCAGAAAUUCUAACAAAACUAGGUUUUAGUUAAACCUUUGCAAAGUUUCUUCUCUGUUCUCAGCAUUUUCAGCACAUGAUCAAAGUUUGAUGUUGACACAAUCAAAGAAAAGAGAGACAGACCCAGAAAAAAAACACUGUGAAACCAGAAACAAUUUGGUUUUCUAGGACACAAAAUAGAAGUGUAAAAAAAUAAAAAUAAAAAAAAGACUUCUGCAUCA
Molecule: messenger RNA, 1700 nt
Organism: Austrofundulus limnaeus
Lineage: Eukaryota; Metazoa; Chordata; Actinopteri; Cyprinodontiformes; Rivulidae
Product: phosphatidylinositol 5-phosphate 4-kinase type-2 gamma
Biological process (GO): phosphatidylinositol phosphate biosynthetic process
Cellular component (GO): plasma membrane
Molecular function (GO): 1-phosphatidylinositol-5-phosphate 4-kinase activity; 1-phosphatidylinositol-4-phosphate 5-kinase activity
Source: RefSeq, a predicted model, not a curated record